AUGAUAAAGUCUUGCUCAUCGGCAGAGGAAGUGGCCUCUGCGCUCAAUGUCAUUUGUGGCGUGAAUCGAAAUCAAGGUGCCAGUGUCAGUGAUGGUGAGAAAUUCAGAUUAACACUUCGGUGUUACAAUUUGCUACUGAUGGCCCUGGCAAAGUUCAGAAUGCUGGAAGAGAUGAGGAGAUUGUAUAUGCAGAUUCUGGAGGAUAAGAUUUUGCCAAACAUUUAUACUUACAACACCAUGAUCAACGUAUAUUGCAAGGAAGGGAACCUUACUGAGGCAAAGUUGUACUUGAGUUACAUUUUGCAGUCUGGGCUGAAGCCAGACACAUUUACAUACACCUCCCUCAUUCUGGGCCACUGCAGGAACGGCGAUUUAGAUGGGGCCUGCCAAAUUUUUACCGCAAUGCCUCAGAAGGGGUGUCGUAGAAAUGAAGUUUCAUACAAUGUUCUAAUCCACGGGCUCUGCGAGGGGAAUAGAAUAGAGGAGGCUUUCCUUCUGUUCUCAAGGAUGGAAGAAGAAGGCUGUGUGCCAACUGUCCGCACGUAUACUGUACUAAUAUCCUCUCUCUGUAUGUCUGGGAAGAUUGCGAAUGCGUUCUCCUUGUUUCAUAAAAUGAAAGAGAAGGGUUGCGCACCGAAUGUUCACACGUACACUGUGUUGAUUGACGGGCUUUGCAAAGAGGGCAGGCUCGAAGAAGCAAAGUCCAUGUUGAAUGAGAUGUCUGCGGCAGGGUUAGUCCCCACAGUCAUUACCUACAAUGCUUUGAUCGAUGGGUAUUGUAAAGAGGGAAAAGUCGACGCUGCCUUUGGCUUCAUGGAAAUGAUGGAAUCAACCGGAUGUAAGCCUAAUACAAGGACCUAUAAUGAGCUGAUCUGUGGCCUUUGCAAGGUGAGAAAGGUGCACAAGGCAAUGAGUUUGUUGAGUCAGAUGCUUGAGGGUGGCCUUUCUCCUAGUCUCAUCACAUAUAACUCACUGAUCCAUGGUAUGUGCAGGGAAGGGCAGAUUGAUGGCGCCUUUAGGCUAAUUGAUCUGAUGAUUGAGGCUAGUUUGGUACCUGACGCGUGGACUUAUUCUACAUUAAUAGACUCUCUUUGCAAACUUGGUAGGAUGGAGGAAGCUUACUUUCUCUUUGAUUCAGUAGCCAAGAAAGGUAUCAAGGCAAAUGAGGUCAUAUAUACUGCAUUAAUCAAUGGAGAGUGCAAAGCAGGAAGAAUUGACACUGCUUGUUCAUUGCUUGAGAAAAUGAUUUCAGAGGGUUGUGUGCCCAAUUCGUGCACAUACAAUGCGUGUAUUGAUGCCUUGUCAAAAGAAAUGAAAACCCAGGAAGCUAUGUCACUUUGGAAUGAGAUGGUGGCACAAGGAGUGCAACCUGAUGUUGUCACUUGUACAAUACUUAUGGCUGGUUUGUUGAAGAAAGGUGACAUCGAAGAUGCUAAGAGGAUAUGGGACCAAAUGCUUUUGUUGGGUUGUAAGGCUGACACAUUCACCUAUACUAUUUUUAUUCGUGCAUAUUACAAAGAAGGAAAGUUGGAUGACGUCGAAAAUUUGAUUUCAGAAAUGGAGAAAGAAGGUGUUCAUCCAGACACAGUGAUGUAUAAUACUUUGAUAGAUGGUUGUGGAAAUGUAGGAAUGAUGGAUCAGGCUUUUUGUUUCCUCAAGCGCAUGAUGGAUUCACAGUAUGAGCCCAACCGGCAGACAUAUGGUAUCCUAGUCAAGCACAUGUUUGGUUUGAAGCAAAGUGAUGGAAAUGGUGUUGAUGGCAUUGACAUGUGGAAGUUUCUGCCCAUAGAGACCGCACUGGAGUUGUUGGACCAGAUGGCUGGACAUGGGUGCAUCCCUGGUGUUGGCACCUACAGCGCUCUCAUAAAAGGAUUUUGUAAAGAACAACGGGUGGAAGAAGCAAAAAUGUUACUCCACCGUAUGCAAGAGAAGGGAGUAUCCCCCAAUGAAGAUAUUUACAAUGGUCUCAUAAAAUGUUGCUGUGAAGAAAAGUUAUUUAUACAGGCUCUGGGUUUUAUGGAUGUAAUGACUAAAUGUGGUUAUCAACCACAUUUAGAAUCAUUCAAGUUACUUGUUUCUGGCCUUUGUGAUGAAGGGAACGUUGAACAGGCCAAAUUAGUUUUUGUUAGUUCACUUGGUUGUGGGUAUAAUUCUGAUAGCAUUGCAUGGGAGAUCCUCAUUGAUGGGUUACUUAAAAGGGGUCAUGUUGACUGGUGUUCUGAGAUGUUAUCAAUUAUGGAGAAAAUGCAAUUCAAGCCUAGUAGUCCUACGUAUUCUAUGUUGAUCAAAGGAAUCUCUUGA
Molecule: messenger RNA, 2301 nt
Organism: Spirodela intermedia
Lineage: Eukaryota; Viridiplantae; Streptophyta; Magnoliopsida; Alismatales; Araceae
Source: the annotation of a GenBank genome assembly